AUGCCUCGGCCGACCAAACGUCACUCGCAUUUACACUCGCUUAACCAAAAACGUUGCUCAGAUGAGAAUUUAGGAAGUGUAAUUGACAGCGAAUCGUCUGAGGAAGAGUUAGCGAUGGAAGUGGAUCAAAACGAAGAUAAAAACCCACUGAACUUCAAAGACAAAGUAAUGCUGAAUGACAUUUCUGAUUUAUUCGAACUAUGUCAAUCCAAAUGUCUCACAAAAUAUAUCACCUGUUUACUGUACAUGGCUAUGCGUCAUUUGGGUCUUAAGUGGAACGAUUGCCAUAAUUUUAUGAAAGAAAUUGGAGCCUUAACAAGUCAAACUGCUCACAAAUGGACUAGUAUAUUUAUUCACGGUGAUUUUGACGAAUUUUGUCACGAGAACAGAGGUGGCAAACGUAAAAGUGAAUUCUACGAUUCAUUUCCUGAACUAGAAGAACAAGCAAAAUUAUUUACACUGGAGCGUUGUUCGAGAAAAUCGGCAGAUUUCACAGCCAAUGACCUCGCUAAAUUCGUUGAUGACCAGUUUUAUUUGAUCACACAAACCGUGAAAGACGACGGUGCUCCGCUCGUUCGUUCUCCCGCAUCCUGUCGAAUUGAUUUGCGCCGUUGGGGUGCUCGUUUCGAACAGAAUGGAAAUCGCCCUUAUUUUGAGAGCCAUGAGAGAGCCGAUGGUAUCGAACACUGUGCCAAAUUUAUCGAUUUUUUUCUCGGAAGAAAAGACAAUUUCUGUACGAUAUCAGAUGAAGAUCAGCCGAUGUGGAAAAUGCCUAGCAAAAUGCCAGCUAUAAUUUUAUUUUGUGAGUACAUUUUGAGAGCUAGGUCUCUAAUUCCAUCUCCCUUUGCUUUUUUUCAAAUUAGUUCAUGA
Didymodactylos carnosus is the source of this 870-nucleotide messenger RNA. NCBI's taxonomy places the organism in Eukaryota, Metazoa, Rotifera, Eurotatoria, Philodinida, Philodinidae. The record is from the annotation of a GenBank genome assembly.